AUGACGUUCUCAGCUGUAGAUGAUACAAAGUUUGGCUUUAGAAUUCCUGCUUGUGCUCAAGUCGGCAAAGUCAAUGAAAGUCGGGAGUACCAAAUGGACUUUAAAUCGGAUGAAUCAUACAUGGCGUCUAGAUUGAAAAACCUCGGCCUAAAUGUUGACCUGGCACCGACUAUAUUAAGUAUGGUCCCCCAAUUCGGAGUCAGUAAAAGUUGGAAGAAUGAUAGCAAUGGCCAAUCUACCAAAACUACAAAGUCAUCAUUGACAGAGUAUCGCAUAGGCAAGAUAAAUAUUGGAAAUUUUGAAUCGGACGAGAUCUCGUUCACCAAAGAUUUCUUGUCUGCUGUUGGAGAAUUACCCGAUCGAGACAUAAAGGAAGAAAAGAACAAACAGGAAUUAAAACAAUUUUUUAAUCGUUUUGGUCAUUUUGUGGUUACCUCGGCUUAUGUUGGUGGAGCAGUUGAAGUAAAAACCUGUGGUGAAAGUUUAGAAAGAACGAAUGAUGAUAAAGAGUCUAUAGAUGGAUCUGCUGGUGCUAAAUGUUAUGGCGUUAUCGGAUUUAAAGCGAGCGGCAAAUACCAACCAUCGACCAAAAGCGCAAAGAAUGCUGUCUUAAACACAACAGAAACACGAUGGCAAGGAGGACGAAGUGACCUUCACACCAAAAGCACACUACAAUCUGAAGAAAAAAUGCUGAUGUGGAAGGCGUCUCUCUCCAAAGAGCCAACCUUAUUGACAACCGAAUUGAGUCUAGAGCCUAUUUCGUCAGUGGUCGCCAUCAUCGAUAAAACGAAAGGAAAAGUUUGCUACCAAGCAUUAUGUAAUCUUUUUCAGGAUAUUGACCUUUACCCCGUUUGUAAUCGGCAGGACAAACUUGCCUUAGACGCAAAAAGUAAAAUGCACGAAGACGAGCAAGAGAAACUUAGGAAAGAAUCGAACUUGAGGAUAAAAUCAACAAAGGACCCUGAUACGGAGGGAUGGUGGGAAACUAUUACUGGGUACGCCGGGUACAUAGUUGGUGGAGUGGUAGUUGUUAUUUUGGCUGGAAUCGUAACUGCUGUAUUUUAUAGACGUUAG
Molecule: messenger RNA, 1074 nt
Organism: Paramuricea clavata
Lineage: Eukaryota; Metazoa; Cnidaria; Anthozoa; Malacalcyonacea; Plexauridae
Source: the annotation of a GenBank genome assembly